CCAACACCACCACAAUAUUCUGACACAACUCUCUGUCUCCAUAAAAGCAUGGAAAUGGAGCAUGAGAACAAGGCGGCCACGGAGGAUACCGGCGCGCCGGCCACGAACUACCGGGGAGUCCGCAAGCGGAAGUGGGGCAAGUGGGUCUCCGAGAUCCGGGAACCGGGCAAGAAGACCAGGAUUUGGCUUGGAAGCUUCGAGUCGGCCGAGAUGGCCGCCGUGGCCCACGACGUGGCCGCGCUAAGUCUCAAAGGACGCGACGCGCGCCUCAAUUUCCCUGAGAGCGUCGACCAGCUCCCCCGGCCCGCCAGCUCCGACCCGAGCGACAUCCGGUCCGCCGCCCUCGAGGCCGCCGCCCGGGUUCGGUUGAGACAGGAAUUCGCCCGGUCGAGCCCCGUCAGCUCCGGCUCGCCGGCGUUGGAGUGGCUGUGGAACGAUGAACUCGGGCUCGAGUCGCCCAAGAUGUGGGCGGAGCUGGCGGAGGCGAUGCUGCUGGCCCCACCGGUCUGGUCCAAUGAUACUGGUGAGCUGGAGGAUUGGGUUCAGGGAUCGUUGUGGGAUCCGUUGUUGUAAACUGUAGGGGCAACAUCCUUUAAUUUUUUUAGGGGGGAUGAUGGUUGGGUGUUAAUUUGUGUUUGGGAUAUCGAAGAUAUCAAUGUAGGAAAAUUUCACGUGCAUACAGGUGGAUGUAUUAUUAUGUUUGUAAAAGCAGACAAAGUGAAUAUUAUCGU
Elaeis guineensis (African oil palm) is the source of this 731-nucleotide messenger RNA. Its product is annotated as ethylene-responsive transcription factor TINY. NCBI's taxonomy places the organism in Eukaryota, Viridiplantae, Streptophyta, Magnoliopsida, Arecales, Arecaceae. The record is from RefSeq and is a predicted model, not a curated record. Gene Ontology annotation, molecular function: DNA-binding transcription factor activity; DNA binding. Gene Ontology annotation, biological process: regulation of DNA-templated transcription.